AUGUUUUUUUUUCUACAGAGAACACUUGAAAAAAGGAGUAGGGGAGAGCCGCAUCACCCUGCAUUAAAAAUUGCUGCGGUUCCAACUAUUUUUGCCUACAAGUCUAAUGCAAGACAGUGCAGCGCCCGCAGGUCUAGGAGGCGAAAGCAUUUGGCAUCAACAGACAGUGACAAAAUAUUAGAUGACCUGAACACUGCUUGCAGUUUUGCUCAGCAGUCACCUGACAACAGUGAUGAUGAUAAUGCAAGUGAUUCAUCAGGCAUGACUUCAUGUGUAGCAGUUGAGAAUCAGCCUUCAGUAAAAGAUGUCAGUGUACAGACUGAUCCUCCAAUGCUCCAAUAACCCAGCAGUCCACACUACCAUAUUAUGUUAUUUAUGGCAGCAUUGGUCAUGUUGUGGUAGAUCACAGCUACACAAGGGUACAAUUUAUAGGUUUUGCAGGUGUUUGUUCAGAGCAAUAUUGGCGGUAUGCAGCCAAGCACAAUAUCCUGCAAUGUAAAUAAAUCUAGUUAAUUUUACGCUGUCUAUAAAGUGUUUUCCCCCACUGAAUCUGUGAACACGUUAACAUUAUUUUCUAAUGAGAUUUUAAAUGAGUUUUAAGGAGAUCAAUCGAAUCUGUGAAAUUGGUAUAGUAUAAAAAAUCCAUCUGAAUGUGUCAGAAAUACAAAUGCAUAAAUAUUGUUUUAUUUUAAUCUGACAUUAAACAUGUAUCCUAAUUAAUUCAUUACAUCGCUACACACUAUUAGGUAUGAAAUUGUUUGUUGACAUGACAUUAGAUGCACCUUAUUAGAUGCACUCAUUUCUCAUGCUUCGAUGGGUGGACAUCAUAUACUGAGUGCUGCAUAAGUUAUUGAACUGUUAUAAUGUAUAUAUAAUAAAUGCCCUUUACAACAGUGUACCAGGGCA
Molecule: messenger RNA, 906 nt
Organism: Priapulus caudatus
Lineage: Eukaryota; Metazoa; Priapulida; Priapulimorpha; Priapulimorphida; Priapulidae
Exons: 3
Coding region: 1-342 (113 amino acids)
Source: RefSeq, a predicted model, not a curated record